UAUCUAUCGCGACGGUGAAAACCAUAUCUCCCGCAGCAAACAUUACACACCAGAACUGCAUAAUGUCUCGCGUUCUCAACAAAUCAUACAUCAUCGGAGUCGGCUCAACGAAGUUCGAGAAACCUCGUGGAGAGCGUGAUUACGACGAACUCGGUCUCGAAGCUGCAGUCAAGGCGCUCUUGGAUGCUGGUAUUACCUAUGACGAUGUCGAGUACGCCGCCUGCGGCUAUGUUUUUGGCGACUCGACAUGCGGCCAGCGUGUUUUGUAUCACCUCGGCUUGACCGGCAUUCCCAUCGUGAACCUCAACAACGCUUGCUCUGCUGGUUCGGCUGCAUUUGUUAAUGCCGUAAACACGGUCCGUGGAGGUCAAGCCGAGUGCGCUAUCGCCGUGGGAUUUGAGAAGAUGGCUCCCGGCUCCCUGUCCACGCCGUGGACGGACCGUAUAUUUCCCAUGGCUGGGACGUUGGCUCAACUAUGGGAGAUUGAGGAACAGAAUGGCUACGCAGAGCCCGAGAACGGGCCAUAUGCGGCCCAGAUAUUUGGGGCAGCUGGCCGCGAGUACUGCGAGCGAUACGGAGCUCGACCAGAACAUCUCGCUGCCAUUGCCGCCAAGAACCACUCCCACUCUGCCCGCAACCCAUACGCCCAGUUCCGAGUGCCUCUCAGCACCGCGGAGGUCCUUGGCUCCCGUCGAGUAGCCCGCGACGUAACUCUUCCUAUGUGUUCGCCGACUUCUGAUGGUGGCGCGGCCGCGGUGGUGGCAAGUGAAGCUUUCGUGCGCAAGCACUGCCUCCAAGACCGUGCUGUCGAAAUCGCCGCUGUCGCCGUCGCGUCUGACUCGUCCCUUCUGUACAACGCUCGAUCUCGUAUCGAGCUCGCCGGCGCAGACAUGACUCGCCGUGCGGCAAGGGCGGCCUUCGCCGCGGCGGGCCUGACCCCGGCUGAUAUUCAGGUAAUGGAGCUGCACGACUGUUUUGCAGCGAACGAACUCAUCAGCUAUGACGCUCUUGGACUCUGCCCGCCUGGGAACGCCCACAAGAUCGUGGAGGCGGGCGACAACACUUAUGGCGGCAAGUGGGUGAUCAACCCGUCUGGUGGGCUUGAGAGCAAAGGUCACCCCCUCGGCGCCACUGGCUUGGGUAUGAUAUUCUCCGCUGUUCUUCAAGUGCGCGGGGAAGCAGGUCGCCUUCAAGCCCCUGGGGUCCGCAACGCUCUCACCCACAACGUUGGCCUCCGCGGUGCCUGCGUGGUCUCCAUCCUCCAACGACCCUCAUUCUGGAAACCCGGGUCCACUGCCGCCACACGCUUCGGGUACAAUGUGGCAGACGAGGUCCGCCAAAUAUCAGCCUCUGAUUUGGCGAAGGUUCGAUCCCAACAACAUUACUCUGACUUCAUUUCGCCGCCUCUCGGUGGCGCUGGCUGGACGGGGACCGGGCUCGGCACUGAUGUCCCGUCCCCGCGUGCCCGACUGUAGCGCGCCUCGUACAUGGCAAACCCCCAAACAACCCAGCCGCGAAGGUUUCCGUAGUUUUAAAGCACUCCCACACGGGGAUACACGGAAACGUGUAAUGAUUCAAAGUACACUUGUAUCAUGUUUGAAACAUCAUGCACAUCUGAACGAGUUUGUGG
Messenger RNA from Cutaneotrichosporon oleaginosum, 1630 nucleotides. RefSeq lists its product as uncharacterized. Lineage: Eukaryota; Fungi; Basidiomycota; Tremellomycetes; Trichosporonales; Trichosporonaceae. Gene Ontology annotation, molecular function: acyltransferase activity, transferring groups other than amino-acyl groups. The record is from RefSeq and is a predicted model, not a curated record.